Peniophora sp. CBMAI 1063 is the source of this 3702-nucleotide messenger RNA. NCBI's taxonomy places the organism in Eukaryota, Fungi, Basidiomycota, Agaricomycetes, Russulales, Peniophoraceae. The record is from the annotation of a GenBank genome assembly.
AUGAGCUGGCCUACUCAGCGCAAGUCGCGCAAACGAAUUCGCCUGUUCCCCGGCCUCUCUGGGGGUGCAUCUGGCCUUCUGCCGAGUACAGCAACAAAGGCGUCAAGCUGCUUCUUCUCCCCGUUCCCUGGCGAUCUGACCAGACCCUUCGUCUUUGGGAAGGCUGCGUUGUCAACGACCUUGGGCCGGGAAGAGACAGACCAACGCCAGGACGCAGACAAGUCUAGGCAGCCAGAUCAGUUAGCCGACAUCCUUCGCAAGGCUUUUCAUGGCGAGUCUUUAGACGACAUACAGAAGAGGUUAAAACGCAAGGCAUCUGAAACCGAGGUUCCCGCUGUCGUUGACCCUGUCGAUUCGUCUCAGGAUGCACCGACAACGAGCGAGGAUUCUGAGCGCCAUGACGCCUCACCCUCGCUUACGAAGCGCCUUCGUAAACUAUGGUCGGAGUUUCCGCUCUUGCCUUGGAAAUUUCGAUGGCGGAAGCGCUUUCUGGAAGAGAUGCUUCGACGCGACGGGCGCGCCGAAGCAUUACGACUGACGCACUGCCCUUCGUGCAAGAAAGAAGGAUUUCCUGACUACCGAUGCGACGAUUGUCGAGGCGCCGACUUAUGCAAAGACUGCAUAGUGCACUGGCAUCGCUACACGCCUCUGCACAACAUAGAGGUACGUCGCCCCGGCCCGUCAUCAGCACGAACUUCGAAGCCGCUCAACUACGGCCUACACUCGCAGCGUUUCAACGACUCCAAGGGUUUCUACGAGCGCGUCGAGCGUGCUGAACUCGGUAUCCGCGUUCAACUUCUCCAUAGACCCGGAGAAAUAUGCGACUUCCGUGUUCUGCAUGCGGUUGAACGGUUCACCAUCGUCCAUACCAACGGAGUGCAUAAAGUACCCGUCGACUUCUGCGGCUGCGAGCUUGGGCGCCAUGUUCCUUAUCACAUACAGCUUCUACGCUGGGGAUUUUGGCCCGCUACAUGUGAGAAUCCUCAAACGGCAACCACGGUGGAGGCGCUGGAUCUCUUUACUCGACUCUCUUUGCUCGGUCGACUAAAUGUAUACGACUUUUAUCGAGCAUUAGAGGCGGGUACAGAUGGAGCUUUGUUGAAGGGCCUUGCGAGCGUCCGCCAGCAACUGUCCAACUGCGUGCGACAAUUCCGCCACAUCUUGAUGUUCAAACGAGCAGGACGAGGGCAUGAGGAAGGCGGCAUCGCCGCCACGCCGCCCGGCGCGGCUGCCGUUCUAUGUCCUGCAUGUCCUAACUUUGACAUGAACGUCCCUGCUGAUUGGGCGUUGAGUCCUUUCCGCUGGUUGUAUCGCGUUAUCUUGGCACUGGAUGCGAAUUUCAGGCUUGCUAACAAACUCACUCGAUCCACGACUCAAACAGACCCGAAUCUUACUGAUGGUCGAGCGUACAUGGCUCCUUGGGACGAUUAUGCAGCAUACAUCUGCGAGACGGACAAAGAGAUAACUGAACAGUACGGCGACUGCUCGCGUUUUGGAGCGUUAUUUCUCGCGAAUAUGAAAGGUGGUAAGGGUCUCCGGACUACUGGUGUGGCCGGUUGUUUUUGUGCCCGUCACGAAUUUGUGAUGCCCCUGGGCUUGGCCACGUUGCGCGUCGGUGAGCGGUUCAACGUUAUCGACUACAUCCUGAGCGGUGCGAUGUCCUUCAUAAGAGCUCCUGAGGUCACGGUGUCCUACGACGUGGUCUGCCAGUAUAGUAAGAGAUUGAACGAACGUCUCGGCAAGAUCCGCGGGGUUCGGGUUGUAUGGACCGGAGCUCAACGGCUACUCUCGCUGGCCAAUUCUGGUGCGCUUACAUACGUUGUGCCCAAGUUCCACUUGUACGCCCACAAAGUCUGGUGCCAGAUACGCCUGGCCUACCUUUGGUUACGCGGCACGGGCUUGACCGACGGCGAGACCCCGGAGCGCGCCUGGGCGGGCGCGAACCCUGCAGCAGCGAGUUUACGUGAAAUGGGACCGGGCGGCAUGAACGACGUCAUGGACGACAUGGCAGGUUCAUGGAACUGGAGAAAACUUUGCGAAAUUGCCGACUCCCUAGUGGAACGCAUGGAGCGCGCUCUUCAUGAAGGCUUGACGCAAACGGCUAUCUUCACAGCGUUCACGGAGGCGUUGGAAGAUCAAGACGCUGCAAGGCUGAGAAAAGAACGCGAGCGCCACGCGCUCUGGGAUAGCUGUGAUCAGUCCAAGGCGAAUGACCACGCUUGCCCUUAUCAUGUUAUCAAACAGAACGUAUCCAUUGCUCAGAUCAGACGCAAGACCGAGGAGGCGGCGGGAUCCACUCAAAGAACUGCUGCGGAGGGGCGAUUGGAUGACGAAGUCGAGUUAGCGCGUCUUCUACUGAAAGGGCUUCACAUUGAAGACGAACGGCAACGGAUCUCAUCCAAGUACCAACUAGAGGGGGGUACAGAUAAGCAGGCGACGUCGACGACGCAGGCCAUGAACAACUUGGUGCGCGCCAUCGUUAAAUUUCGCGAGGACCAAGAGCACAUCAUGCCGGCGACAUACGCUACGUUGACUUCAGAAGAACGUGAUCCCAGUCGAAAAGACGCACUAUCCGUCGAUUUGUACAUGCCCUCUAGCCCGCCUGACGGCGAUCAGGCUCUCGUCUCUGCUGCGGCUCGUGCGGUGGAAGCUAAACUUCGGUGGGCGUCCAUGGCGGACGCAUUGGACAACCUACGGCAUCAGCUACGUCUUAAAGGCUGUCUUAACAGAUUCAAGAUCGCCAACAUCACCGGCCAGCGAGCAAAUACGCGCGCACGCACUGCUCAGGCAGCCGUAGACGCCAACGUCAAAAGGGACGCCGAUGCGUACCGGCGUCAUCGUAGCGCAUAUCUGGCAAUCAUGGGUCGUGGAAAGUGGGAAGAGACCAUGCGAGACCUCUUGGUAUCGGACUGCCGUGCUUUAGGAGAUCGUCUCCUCGAACAGAUCGAGGGCAUGUCCGAAUACGAAGCGCAAAGGUUUGUUAUGGAGAGAAAGGGCUCUUCAUCGUCGGGCGACACACAUCACGAGCUUCCUUGGAUUUGGUUUAGUUCGACGUCUGAAUCAGGCCUGGAGAUCACCGACGAGCUUUUGGUCGAGUGGAGCAAGUGCCGCGCGCGGGCCAUGCACUGGGUGGAGGAGGUGCGCCUGCUUGACGCCGAGAUGCAGCGUGUACUGGACUUCAACAAAUCUAUGGCGUUGAUCUGGGAACGACGUGUGGCGCCGGAGCUUACAACUAUACUGGGCGACAAGGACAAGGCGUGGGCGCAGGACGCAGCUUGGGCUGAUGGCGUGCGCGCUUAUGCAUGCAAGCAAGCGUACAUUCGUAGGGCGCAGGCUGCAAAGUGGCGCAAGCAGUUCGAAGAGUACCGGACGGACGCGGCAAGGUUUCUAGCGGUGCACACAACAGAGGGAAUUUCCAUCGACCCGCUUUCAAUGCUUACGUCGGAGGAAGUGGACGACAUGACGGCGCGCGCAGAUCGCAGGAAGGAGAAACUUGCGAAGGCGAAGCGGCCUAAGCGACGUGCGUGGGAUGCAAACGGCGACGAGAUUGAAGGAGGGCUUGACAACGACGAUGAAGACGUUGACGCUAUGGUCGUAUCAGCGCCAGCCAAGCCCACGGUUAGCAAGCAAGGCAAGGGAGGUAGAUCGGCAAGGCGCAGGGGGGGGAAGGCUCGGGCGUCAAAGGCAAAGAGCAAAGAUUAA